Pistacia vera is the source of this 2589-nucleotide messenger RNA. RefSeq names its product probable L-type lectin-domain containing receptor kinase S.7. Gene Ontology annotation, biological process: protein phosphorylation. NCBI's taxonomy places the organism in Eukaryota, Viridiplantae, Streptophyta, Magnoliopsida, Sapindales, Anacardiaceae. Bases 312 to 2312 code for a protein of 666 amino acids. Gene Ontology annotation, cellular component: plasma membrane. The record is from RefSeq and is a predicted model, not a curated record. Gene Ontology annotation, molecular function: protein kinase activity; ATP binding; carbohydrate binding. The transcript has a single exon.
UUAUCAACCGUUUAAACCCCAUUUCCGUUUUCCCACCACCCAAACACCUCUCUCUCCAAGAAAACGAUCUAAACCCUUGUGUUUUUUGCUUCUUCUUCAUCACCUCCUCUCAUCAAACUCUCAACUUUCAUGAAAAAGAGGCAACUAAAACACCUCACUAACUUUGAAAGCCCUUUUUCCUACUAUCCAAACACCUCUCUCUUCAAGGAAAAAAUCUAAACCCUUGUGAUUUUGCAUCUUCUUCAUCAUCUCCACUCACCAAAAUUUCAACUUGAUUGAGAAACAAGUAACUAAAGUUCCCCACAAAGUCAAUGCCUCCAAGAAAGUUUCUUGAUUUCUUCAUGUUACUGUUCUUCUUCCUCAACUUCUUAAGCUUUAAUCUUGUCUUGGCUAUCAAUGUCAGCUUCAAUUUCCCUUCUUUGACUCUCCGAAACCUCACGCUCCUCGGCGACGCCUAUCUUCGCAACGGCGUAAUUGGCCUCACAAGAGAGCUUGGUGUGCCUUCUUCAAGCUCUGGCACUCUUGUGUACAACAACCCAGUUACAUUUUUUGAUCAAGAAACCAACAGUUCAGCUUCUUUUAACACGAAGUUCACUUUUUCUAUCAAUAAUGUGAACCCGGGUUCUUAUGGUGAUGGUUUAGCCUUUUUUAUUUCUCCUGAUGAUCAGAUUCUUGGCAGCCCUGGAGGGUAUCUUGGCCUUGUGAAUUCUUCACAAUUGACUGAGAAUAAAUUUGUGGCUAUUGAGUUUGAUACCAGGCUUGAUGCUCAUUUUAAUGAUCCAAAUGAGAACCAUGUUGGUUUGGAUAUUAAUAGUCUUAACUCAAUCAAGACUGCUGAUCCAAUCCUGCAAGGGAUUGAUUUAAAGAGUGGCAAUUUGACCACAGUUUGGAUUGAUUACAAGAAUGAUUUGAGGGUCUUGCAAGUUUUCAUGAGUUAUUCGAUUUCGAAGCCUGAAAAGCCGGUGUUAAGGGUGGAUAUUGACCUCUCUGAGUACCUAAAGGAGGUUAUGUAUGUAGGGUUCUCUGCUUCAACUGAGGGGAGUACUGAGCUUCACUUGAUUCAGAAUUGGAGUUUCAAGACUUUUGGGUUCCAGCCGGUGAGACCGCGAUCACAUCCUCACAAUGUGUCUGAUAAUUCAGUGAAUACAGUUCCUAAUUUGCCUAUAUCAAAUUCUACAAGUAAACAUCACAAUAAGGUCGGUUUAGGUCUUGGAAUUGCCGGUCCAGCCUUCUUUUGUGUAGCUCUUGCAGUUUUUGGUUACAUUACUGUCAAGAAAUGGAGGGGUAUGAGACCAGGAAUGUGCCUAAAAGCAGAGCUUGUGCCAGGACCAAAAGAGUUUAAUUACAAAGACUUACAUUCAGCAACAAGGGGGUUUCACUCGAGUAGAAUCUUAGGCCGCGGCUCUUUUGGGAAUGUUUACAAGGCCUACUUUGCCUCUACAGGUUCCAUUGCUGCAGUGAAAAGAUCAAAGCAUUCCCAUGAAGGUAAAACUGAAUUCCUUGCUGAAUUAUCCAUUAUAGCUUGCUUGAGGCACAAGAAUUUGGUUCAGCUCCUUGGUUGGUGCUCUGAGAAGGGUGAAUUGUUGCUUGUUUAUGAGUUCAUGUCAAAUGGUAGCCUUGAUAAGGUUCUAUACCAAGAACCUGACCAUGGAGUGUUAUUGAGCUGGUAUAAUAGGAUUAACAUUGUGGUUGGACUGGCUUCUGCUCUCAAUUACUUGCAUCAAGAGUGUGAGCAGCAAGUCAUUCAUAGAGACAUAAAGGCCAGCAAUGUUAUGCUGGAUGGAAACUUCAAUGCAAGGCUUGGUGAUUUCGGAUUGGCAAGGCUGAUGGAUCAUGAUAAAAGUCCAGUUUCGACGCUGACAGCAGGAACUAUGGGAUACCUUGCGCCAGAGUAUCUUCAGUAUGGGAAAGCAACUGAUAUGACUGAUGUUUUCAGCUAUGGUGUGGUUGUACUUGAAGUGGCUUGUGGAAGAAGGCCAAUAGAGAGGGAAGGAGAUAGUAACAAAAUGGUGAAUUUGGUUGACUGGGUAUGGGGAUUGCAUGCGGAGGGAAGGAUCAUUGAAGCAGCUGACAAAAGAUUGAAUGGGGAGUUUAAUGAGGAAGAAAUGAAGAAGCUGUUACUUCUGGGGUUAAGUUGUGCGAACCCAGAUAGUGCAGAGAGGCCUUCAAUGAGAAGAGUUCUUCAGAUCUUGAACAAUGAGGCAGCACCAGUAAUGGUGCCUAAGAUGAAGCCAAGUCUCACAUUUUCCAGGGACAUGUCACUGAAACUAGAGGACAUUGUUUCGGAUGAAGACGACCGCUGGUCAGAUUAAUAAAAUUGACUGACGUAACAUCCAUUCUUUAGUUAUGCAAAAUUUUUAAUUUGAUUGUUUGAUUCUUUCAUUUUGUAUUCCCUUCAUUGUAUUCUGGUUAGUUUGUGAUUCAGCAAUUAGAGACUGUAGGAGUUCAGUGGCCUGAGUUCAAAGCUAUUCUAUUGAACUAUGUGGUCUCAGCCAUAGCUCAUACAACCAACUAACAAGUUUCCCUCUGUACUAUCUCUAUCUCUAUAUUCAUAACAGCAAUUGAAGAUCUGGCAAAUUGUUUUUGAAA